Molecule: messenger RNA, 2113 nt
Organism: Nerophis ophidion (straightnose pipefish)
Lineage: Eukaryota; Metazoa; Chordata; Actinopteri; Syngnathiformes; Syngnathidae
Product: WW domain-binding protein 1-like
Exons: 6
Coding region: 345-1604 (419 amino acids)
Source: RefSeq, a predicted model, not a curated record
AUGCAGCGGCUAGGUACGACUGGCUUGACGCGCUACGGCCGUGAUGGCGGCGGGGCUGGCGGAGGGCUUUACCGAGGAGGCGGGGAAGGUCCAAGUUACAGUGAGGAGGCCCCGGUGGUAACCGACGCACCGAAUCAGAACCAAAAGUCGACAUCGACGAUGGACGGGUGGCGCGGUGGGAUUGCCUCUCAGGCCUCUAUCUUGUCUCUUCAAGCAGCAGCAGGACUUAGCCCGUUAGCUCGGUAGGGGAAGUGCCAAACUGAAUUUUGGCCCCUGGCGCAGUGUAUAAGCAACACAGUUUAGCCUGCAUGAUCAGUGGCUAGCGUGGGCGGGGCAGGGGUGCGAUGGAGUACCACUCUGGUGGCAGCCCGCCCCUGCUGGGGAGACCACGCUACUGCCCCGGGUCCAACGCUAACGGAGGCUACCUGUGUGAGACGGGUCACUGCUGCGGCGAGACGGGCUGCUGCACGUACUACUACCAGCUGUGGUGGUUCUGGUUGCUGUGGACCGCCCUCAUUGUGUUCAGCUGCUGCUGCACCUACCGCCAUCGGCGUGCCAAACAGCAAGUGCAGCAACAACAACGUCAACAAGAGAUCAGUCUUGUGGCCUAUCGGGGUGCUGCCUCCUACCCUUCUUCUGUGCUGGACCUCAGUUUCCUGGCAUCCUUGAAGCUGCCGUCAUACGAAGAAGUGGCCGCUCAACCCUGCACCCCCCCUCCCCCCUACAGCUCUGUCUUCACGGCGCCGCGUUACCCGCAGCCCCGCCGCAUAGCCGACCCCCACCUGCUUAUGCAGCACCGCCCCCUUAGCGACGGCCCCUCCUCCCUCAGCUCAGACGACAGCUCCAGCUGCUCCUGUGACUCCUGCUGCCCCUCUUCCCCGUGUAGCUCCUCCCUCUCCGCCCCUGUGACCUACGAGACAGACACCAGUCACGCCUCCACACCCAGUGAGCAAGCGGGCCUCUCUCUUAGCAUCGUAGCACAGGAAGCCUGUGCCUCCUUGCAGGCUCCUUCCUCUCCUGGCCUCAAUGCUACAUCUCCCGUGAUGCAACACGGCCUCCCCGCCCUCAUUCUCGGUGCCACUUCGCCAGUACCUGAAUCUCCCCAAGCAACAGUCCUUGAAAAUCUGGAGCCGGCCGGCAGUCCCACAAGCACGCCUCUUGAAGAUCCAGAUGCGAGAGAUGCAGCUGGCCCCGCCCCUUCCGUCUUACCCCCUGACAUUACCAUCGAACCGGUGGCGGCUAUCCCCCUCUCUCAGCCAGACCCGCCCACACGCGCCUCAGCUUCCUGGUUGUUCCCGCCAAAACAGACGCUCUUCUCACCGUGCGUGGACGUCUUUGAGGCCAAAGAGGAGGCGGAUUAUGAGGACGAAGACGACAUGGAUGCAGACGAGAGCCAGUACCGACAUCGGCGGCUGACCGGCGACUCGGGGAUCGAAGUGUGCCGCUGCCAGGUAGAAGACGACCAGGGCCGUGAGGAAGAGGCAGAGGCAGAGAAGAAAUCUGGCCUCCAUGACAGCGCCGACUGCCCCGCCAGAGGUGUGGCUACACGUAGCGAUUCCCCCGAGGAUGUCAGCGAGGUGGUUGUUGUCAUGGAGACGGCAUAAUAUGAUUGACUGGUAACUGAGAUGUCCUUGAUGAACGCCAGCCUACUUCUCAUGGCAGGCCCCGCCCCUGCAGCAAUGUCCCACCUUUCUUCUUUAGCUGGUUGGGAUUGCUACUUUAGUCUGUAGACUAAAAUUUCUCAUUUUUUAAUUUUUUACAAUUCACAAAAAACACUUUCUCCGUCAGAACUAAAAAACCAAACGUCAAGCUAAUGCUAAUCCAACCGCUUGCUAGCCCACUGCUGUCUAUCCACAGCAUAAGGAAUGUUUCUGCUGGACAUUAUCGUGCCGUUAUUAACUGAUGAAACUUUGAAGUAAAUCUUUGUUUUCAAUUUUUGGCUCUUUAGUCAGACGCUGUUGAGUGCUUGUUUUUGAUUAGCGCUUCAGUUUAUGAAAGCUGAUAACCCUUUAUUGUGUCAAAAUAAGGCAGGGAAGACCUUACGAAGCCGAUUGAUGUCUGUCUACCUGUGCUCAAAAUGAAGUUCUACUCAAUAAAGUGAUCAGAUGUAAAA